UCAAAAAUGUGGCGUCGCUUUUGUUGAUGUUUGUGUUUGUACAAUAUAUUUUGAACUUUUUGAGAAUUUCCACUUUUAUGAGUGAAAAUCGACACUAAAACGAGAUUUGUUCUUAAUUUUAUUAUCGCAAUAUUGUGAGAAACAUUUUUCUCGCGCAUUUACAUAUCGCGUUUUGCCCUAGGGCCUAGCGCAUGUGUCCUAGCCUAGCCCAACGCUAAGAAAAUCGAUAGUUAAAGGGCUUGAGCGGUUAAUUGCCGGCUUUUUCACAAUUAAAUUAAUAAUAAAUAAAGAAAAUGAGUAAAACUGACCCAAAUCAGGGGUCAGUAUCGCCUACCCCGGCCAUAACUGAGGACAAAAAGAGCAUCCAAGACGAAGAGAGGGAGAAAAUCUUGAAUAUAGAAAACGCUAUGGUGUCCAGUGUUAUUGAAUCCUCAGAGGAAAAGAAACCUAAGGAAAUAAAAGAAGGGAUGGAAGUAAAACCUAAAAAGAUCCCUAUAGGGGGCAUUCAGAUGCCCGGGUUUUUCACCAGAAGCAAAUCCAAAGAACAAUGCAAGGACGAAGAUCAGACUGAAGGCACUGAACUAAUAGAACAAGACAAAAGUGAAAAAAAAGAAGACACCUCUACUUUGCCAGCGAAAAUUAAGCUACCAAAUCCGUUUAAGAAAACUAAACCGAGUGAUCCUGAAGAAGGUGAUAAAUCUACAGAACAAAAAGAUAAAAUAAAACUACUAGAGAGCAUAAGGCUCCCUUUGGUUUCCGUAUUUCAACGUAUGAAACGGAAUUCAGAGUCCCAAAAUUUGACCACGAACAGCCAAGCCGGUUUGGCCUCGCUGGAAACCUUAGAUGAGAAAAGUGGAAAUGAGAAGGACGAAAUGAAGAACGUCAAUCUGGACGAGAAAAAGGACGUCGAAAAACGUGACGAACAAGAAGAAGUCAACUGGAUGGAAAAACUAAAAGGAUACAAAAUCGCCAUUGGGGGUCUUCUACUUUUUCUUUUGAUGAUGAUUGUGGUGAUUUUCAUUUCGUCCAGGCAAGGCUCCUCCGUUCCGCGCUCCGCCCCGAUUAAAGACGGGAAGUUCGUCGAAACCAUUACCAGCUGUGGCUUAGUCGAAGGGAAAAUGGAGGAUAGUUCUGUAGCCUUUAGAGGAAUACCUUAUGCCAGACCACCAGUGGGGAACCUUAGGUUUGAAUAUGCCCAACCUUUAGAUAAUUUACAAUAUUGUUGGAAUGGUACUUUUUUGGCCCAUAAUGCCACUCCGCCUUGUUUGCAGAUAUUGAGUAAUAACACCGUUACAGGCAUCGAAGAUUGCCUUACACUGGACGUGGUCACUCCGUACGUAAGAUACACCAACCCUCUGCCAGUCGUAGUCUUAAUAGGAGCAGAUAGUCUUGUGGGGGAUUCCCCAGGGAAACUGCGCCCCUCAGCCAGAUACGCCCGCUCCCGAGACGUGGUCUUCGUUAGACCAAAUUUUCGAAUUGGCGCUUUAGGUUUUUUGUCUUUGGAUAUGUUAAGUCAAUCGUCUUAUCCUCACACCUCGGGCAACUACGGAUUGUCCGAUAUCCUAAGGGCGUUGCAGUGGGUCCAGUUGAAUAUCGAACAUUUCGGAGGCAACAAGGAGAGCGUUACUUUGGUGGGGCAUAAGGCGGGAGCCACUUUGGUAACCGCCUUGUCUACCAUACACAAUGCGAAAAAAUACUUUGCACGGGCGUGGGCCUCGUCGGGUGGCUCAAUCUAUCCGUCAAAGCCGCGAGAGGAAUCUGAAGUGGAAUUCAGAGAGUUUUUGCAAACCGUCAAUUGUCAAGACGUCGCGUGUUUAAGGAACUUAUCGGCCAAGAAACUGGUCAGUUCUGUGCCGGAUACUUGGAGGAAACCGCAACCGGAUCUGCCCCCGAAGGACGAAGAACCGGAUAAAAGACAUCAAUGGCUGGUAAUCGACGGGAUGAUCCUAAGGGAAAGUCCCAGCGAAGUAUGGUCCAAAGGUCCCCUGCCAGUACAGUUAGUAAUCGGUUCAGCCGCACAAGCGGGUAGCACCGAAAAACUCCGCCUGAAAAACACCAACUGGACCGAAACCCUCGUCAGGCACCACGUGAAAGAGUCGAUAAUCGGCGCUCAGAACCUCACCAAUGACGCCCUAAAAAAAUACACUUCGACUUACUGGGGCUUAAGUUCGAUGGUCACAGAUAUCCGGAUAGUGUGCCCUUUAGUAUCCAUUUGGAAAAACAUGGAUAACGUUACGAUUUACGUGGUGAACCAGACCCGUGGCCUGGACAAGAUCGCCGAUAUCGAUUCGGAUAUCGACGCGAUUUUGGGUCGAUACGAGCCUAAAACCCCUGAACAACGGAGGUAUUUUUCAGCGAUGCAGGGGCUGUUUUAUCACUACGUUUGGCACGGUAAAAUCGACGAAAAGGGACUGGGUAAGAACGUUCUUAUUGUCGAUCAAGAUGUGGUACCUAACGCGACUUAUUCGCAUUGCGAGUAUUGGACUUUGAAGGGUAUCGUGCCCAAAUACGCCGCUUUGGAUUAAUUCAUGUUUGCUGUGCGUUUAUCUUCGAGUAAUAUUUACUUACUUAUUAUAUGUAAUAACGAUGAUCGCUAUUUGCAUUAUCAGGUAAAAAGUAAUUAAUUUAUUUGUCCAGGCAGUUAGAGCACUUUCAGUUUACUCCUUUUCAAUGACCAAGAAUGUACCAUUUUUUUGACCCAGAAGGCAUCCUCGCGUUCAUUGGAGGAAUCAUGCCAUGUUUUUAAAGACUAUUGUAUUUAAUUCGAAUGAAAAAUUUUUAAAAUGAAUGAGGCUAUGAGGCGCAACCCCGAAAUAUCUCUACGACUUAUGUUAAUGUUAUAAGAAGCAUGUCGCAAUAUUUUUGCAAAACAAUCGCUUAUUAAUAGUUAAUUAACUUAAUUUUCAAUAGUACAUUUGUAUUUAGUUAAAGAAACUUACUAGAUUUAACUAAUUAGAAAAGGAAAUUAAUCUGAAUCACAAAUACCCUGUGCCUGGCCGAAGAUCUCGCACCACCACGCAAUUUCUUCAUUUAUCACAAUUUUUUGCAUUUAAAUGGAAACGUUUCGAUGUUUACUCGUUGAGGUCUGCGUCAAGGCAAAUUUUCCUAUUUUUGGGGUUUACGGUGCACUAAUGGAUUUAAUUUAAUUAAUAUUUAACUGUUGCAUCACUAAAGUUUUUCUUAAUGCCAGGAAGAAACAAUCAAAAAAGAAAUGACUUAAAGCACCUGAAAGUAUAAUGAAAUAUAAAUGCCCAAAUGCAUUCAUAUAUAGAUCCCUAUUACCUAUAUACUAGAUCUGUCAUCAUUUUCUUUUGCACGGAACCUGUAAAGAGGAAUGUUGUUUUGUAUAAAAGUAAGUUACCGGAUCAUAUACACGGUUAUGUCCCACAGAAAAAAAAUUAAGUAAAGAGAACAUUCUCAAUUUUGCCUUUUCAUUGCAUUUGCUCUUGAAAAUUAUUCACUGAUGCUUCAGUGUAUCGUAUCUUAGUUUUUUAAUUAAAGGUAAAUGAACUCAUUAGUUAAAACUUCCUAGGAAUAUUAUUUCCAAAAAUACCUGUCAUUUUAAAAGUUUUUGAGGUACAAAAGUUGGUAAUACCUUAAAAGGACACACCUGUGACUGGAAACUUAUUAAGGUAUCUCAAGUGAUUUCGAAAAUAUCCCAAAAAAAAUUAAAUUGGGGACCACUCAAGUUUUUUUUGUUGAGGGAUUUUUCCAGUUAAUACGCUAAAGUAUUUCAUAAUGAAUUAUUCAUUUAUUCCAAGCAGCUGAGGGAUUUUCUUAUCUUCACCUGGUUUUGUACAUCAAAUCCAUAAUAACACCUUUCUUUUCAAUAGACCGAACUGUAAUGGAUGCGAGAUAUGGUAAUUAACGUGUGUGAAGUGUAGUGUGUUUUCUCAAAAGUUAAAAUUAGUUCGUUUACAAAAAUGCCUCUAAUUUCUAAAGUUUUUAAGGUACAAAAAUUGUUAAUACCUUAAAAUGUUUACCCUUGCCAAAUUGGAAUUUCUAUUAUACCGUACUAGAGAAAAUGUGUGGUUGUUUUGGAAACUAUAGUACACAAAUAGAAAAAGUGUUAAAUUGGGUCUUAAAAUUAAACAAAGUCUUAUAUUUAUCCCUUUCUUUAGACUCAUACAUUUCCUACUAGAUACAUAGGUCUGGGUUUCAGAAAUUAGGCAAAAAAUUCACAAGUUUUACAGUAAAAAUUAAUAUUUAUACAAAUUUAGUAAAACAUUAAAUAGAAUAUAAACAUUUGUCUAAAUUUUGCACUGUAUACUAACAAGGUAAUUUAAUUAGGAGCUUAGUUUUAAAAGGAACAAAUUGUGUGAAGUAGAAUUUAUACAGGGUCUUACAAAAAGUUAUAGUAUAAAUGUCAAUAAAAAUUUAAUAAAAUCACCAAGAAAUUGGAAAACCUUAAAACACUUCCUACUCAAAUUACCAGUAAUGUUUUUUAGUAAUUGUUAUAAAUUAAAUAACUAUCAAACAAGUUAAAGCUUUCUAUAUUUUUUUUUGGAAUGCAAGGAUCUAUGAUAUAACAAACAUUUUUAUGUUUAUUUAAAUUAAACAUCAUAUGACAGUAUAAGUGCAAACAGUUGUUUCCAAUGAGUACGUUUUCUCGCAUAUUCUUCUAAGCUAAUGUAGUAACAAACAAAGACAAGCUUAUCUCAAAAUGCCUUAAGAAUUGGAGGGAAAAAGAUGCAAGGUAAUAUCAUGUCUUAGAGUCCAUGGGCAUGUGGCAUAAAAAACACGUUUUCCAGUUUAUUUAAUGUAGGCAUAGUGCAAGUAGUGGUUUCCAAUUACUAACGUUUUCUUCCACAUACUCCUGGACUAAUUUAGUAACAAACAAAGACAUACUUAUCGCAAAAUGCCUUAACGUUAGAAAAGAUAAAGAUGCAUAGUAGCAACGUAUCUUGUAGUCCUGGGACCUGUGACGUAAAAAAUCAAUUUUUUCAUCAUACAAAAUGAUCAUUUUUAAUUAAUAAAUAAAGCAGUUUUUUUACAAUACGCCUGGACUAUUAUAACCACAAACAAAGACAAACUUAUCACAGAAUGCUCGGACGUUGAAAGGAGAAAGGAUGCACAGCAGUAACAACAUGUUUUAUAGUCCGAAGGCAUGUGACUAAAAAACGCGUUAAUAUUUUUUCAAUUUCAUGAUAUAUGAAUUACAUUUUUACUAUUAUACAGGGUCAGAAGGUCUUUCGGCACUUAAUGGCCAAAGGACCGCUCAAAUUUUUUACAAUUUAAUUAAUGAAAUAAAUAAAAUAGGCCAGCGAAAUGUCCAUUCAAUUAGGCGACCACUGAUUAGCCUAAUUUGCUAAGGGUCUUUUUUCUUAGUAACUUUCGUACUAAAAAACGUGGACUAUAUUUUUUUUAUUUUACCUUAAUACAUCCUAGAUAGGAAACUGCCAUAAGAGCCAAUAAAACACUGAACCGUCAAUUCAAUAAUUUUACUAUUAGUCCUGAUCGGUCAACCUAAAAAUUUCAAAUUAGAUUUCCAAUCAUUGGUUAGCCCAAUUUGCUUAGGGUUUUUUCCAUUAAUGAUAAAUAAAACAUAACUUUCGGUACUAAAAAACCUGGUCUGUAUUUUUUUUAUGUUACUUGAGGGGACACACCUUUGAUUAGAAACUCGUUACGAAAUCUCAAGUAAUUUCGAAAAUAUCUUAAGAAAUGUAAAAUGUUACGAAAUAAAAAAAACUGGGGACCACCAAAUUCAUUUUAGCUAAGUUAGUUUUCUAGUUUCCUAUGUUAAAUCCAUUACUUUUGAUUAUACAAGAAAUUCCAGAAAUAUAUCAAGAAAUGCGUUCAAAACUGUAAAAGUUCCUUAAAAUUUGAAAUCCGUCGGUUAACAAAAAAGCGUCUAAUUGUAAAAGUUUCUUAGGUACAAGAAUCGUUAAUACCUUAAAAUGUUCGCCUGGAAAGGACCCACCUUUGACUAGAAACUCGUUGAGGAAUCUCAAGUAAUUACGAAAAUAUCUCAAAAAGUUUAAAAUGUACAAAAAAAAACUGACUCAUAAUCAAUAAGCUCAAACCCCCUAGAAAAUUGCAUAUAAGUGUGACAAAGACGAUAAAAUAAAUGAUUGUUUACAAGGCAGCAUAACAUACCUAUAUAUAUAUUCUAUCUUUGUUCAGAAGUAGAGAGAGGCAAAUACUUAAAUUCACUAGAUAUGCUUAAAGACGAUCCUCUUUGAAACACUAAAAUUCUCCCUUUCUGGUGAAAAACACAAACUUUGCUUCUCAAAACUUCAAUCUAUGAUAAAAUUGCAAGAAUUAAUUUAGUGAUGCCAUCUAGCAACGAGGAGAAAAGGGUCGUUUAGUCUUUUGCGUUACUCUUGACGAUUAAUAUUCUAAAAUAAAGCGGAUUUUGUAUUUUUAUGGGUAAGGGAGUAAUUGCACUCAUAGCCUCAAAUAAUAUGAGUCCAAAUUUAGAGCUUUUCGUCUUAAAACUAACCAAUGAUUUUCAAUCAUCCUCAAUCCUCAUUUUCGCUGCUAUUUGACUGCUAUAUAGGGUGAUUUAAAUAUUCACCCUGUUUCGUAUAUAACACAGGGCAUAUAGGACCACGUCAUAUCUUUCACUUAUAUUGCUUAAUGUAACACUAGAGUGAACUAAAACGCCCGCUAAGUGAUAUUUAUUAUAAUAAUAUACUCUUUUAAUAAUUAAAUAAUCAUUCUUAUGUAUAUAUAUAUAAAUCUUAUUUCAGCUCUCUUUCUUAGUUAUAAGUUAUAUAUAGGUUAAAGCAGUUGUAUAUAAUACUCAAAAAUCGAGCCUCUGAACAAGCCUAAAGGUAAGUUAUUGAAGAAAUGUGUGUAUUUUUGGUAUAAUAUGUUUUUUUUUUAAAUAUUUAUAUACACUUUUAAGCUUAAACCACUGGUAGUAAAUGAUUUUCCAUUUUUGAAAAACUAUAGGCAUUAGUUUAGAAUAUUCAGCGUAUUAUUUAUUUUGAUCUCAAGGGAAGUUAGGUUUUUUUUUUUUAUUAAUAGGAAAUUUUGGUCCUCGGUGCCAAAAAAAUCAGUAUUAAAUUUCUAAUUUGGAUUUUAUCAGUAAAUCUAAUGUAUUAUGACAAAUUUUUUAUUAGAUUUACUGGUAAAUAAAAUAAUUGCAAACUAUAAAACAUUUCCUUAUUUAUUAUACUAAUAUACAAUGAAUUAAUAUUAUACUAGAAUUUAGGAUGUUUAUUAUAAGACUGUUUUUUUUUUCUCCAUUAUAAUGUAUUUAGUUAUAUUAAAUAAAGUUGUAAUUCUAAAUAAAUUUUGAUGUAACAAUAAACGAUAUUUAAAGUAUUCAGUGAUAGAUCUUAGUUUCCCAAAAUUCGUCGAUUUUAAACUGUAAGUACUACUUGGCUUUAACUUUGCUUUAUAGGUUUAUCAAUAAAAUCCCAUGGAAAUUAUUGGCAUGUUCAUUCACUCUUUCUUUCGGUUGUAUUUAAAUGAAGUCGAAAAAUCACCCUGGAUUAAGGGAUGUUCAAAAGAGCGAAAAUUUCAUAAAGGCGCUUGGACUAAACCGUUCUUCGGACAAGGACAGCUACUAGGCACCCAUGCGUUAGAAGGAGAAUAACGUAGUGGGCCGUCGCACAGUAGAACGAGGCAAUGUAAAUAGGUGGACAUUGGCGAUUUUUAAAAAUUAUAAUUUUCUCCGAUCUAUUUUAUAUUUUUAUAAUAUAAACAUAUUGUUGUUUUUAGAAAAUACCGCCAUAUGGUUUUGGCUACCUACACGGUGGAAAAAAAGUAUGUGAUUUCAAUGGUAAAGUCUAUUAUGUUAAAUAUGACAAAAUAUUAACUAUUUUAUUGAGUUGAAGAUUUUUUAAAAAUUUUGAAAAAUCUGCCGAUUUAACCGUCAUAGAUCAAACUUUAAUAAAAAACUUUUACAUUAUUCUACGAGUAUUAGCGUCUGGAGAAAAUAUUAUUCCAGAAAUGUAUGGAUGGUACUACAUGCCGGCAUCUAUACACAAACUUCUCAUGCAUGGAGCCGACAUAAUAAGAAAUUUUAUAUGCCCUAUAGGCAAUCUUUCAGAACAAGCAGCAGAGGCGAGGAAUAAACAUUUUCGCCAUUACAGAGAGUUCCACGCAAGAAAAAGUAGUAGGAUAUUUACAAACGAAGAUAUUUUACAUAAUCUAAUUCUCUCAUCAGAUCCAUUCAUAUCUACCAUAAGAUUAAAAGCUGAUAACAAAAAACUAACUAUCAUGACAGAAGAGGCUCUUUCCCUGAUUAAUUUGAAAACUAAAUUUAUUUAACUAGUUUCUUGUUAUGUUAUGAGAAUAAUAGGUAUGGUAUACUUUAGGCAAAAAUGUAAAUUGUCUUUGUCAAUUCUCUCUAUUCUGAUUGAACAUCAAAACCAGUGAGUGAGUGCUAGUUAUUAAACUCUAUUGCUCUUGGAAGAAAUAAUAAAAUAUUAACUCUUCAUAUGUCAAAACUCUUUACCGUAUGUAAUAAAUGAUUGAAAAUAAAGAAGAAGAAAUUUUGCCAUUUCUGUUUUUUUUUUUUACUUUGUAUAAAUAAUAUCAGAAAUCGAAAAUCAUUCUCUUGUAGCAAUUUGUCUUCUUGUAUAGCGUCCGCGUCCUUAUCUAGCGUUCUCAGAAUUUUAAUCGUAGGUUCUUGCCAGCAAUCAGUUUUUGGAUUUUUCAUAAGAGGUCCUCAUGAAAUUGAGUCUUAUAAGAAAUAUUUGAUUUUAAAUUAAAGAUAUUAAGAAGCUUUUAUGUGAUUCAUUGGUCCUUUCACAAUGUAAUUACUGUGAUGUAGUGUAUGGCUGGUGUCUUGAUUAUGAGGAUAGGGGUAGACUGCAAAAGCUCCAAAACUCUUGCAUUCGACUAAUAUUUGGCAUUCGUAGGAGAAACCGCAUUUCCCAUAAACUUCACGAACUUGGAUGGCUUAAUAUGCAUAAUCGAAGAAUUGCUCAUUCUUUAACAUUUUUUUAUAAAAUUUUAAUAUAUCGUAGUCCGCCCUAUCUCUAUCAAAAAAUAACUUUUAGAAAUGAUGUACACCAUUUAAAUUUAAGAAGAAAUACUAUUCUCAUUCCGAGACAUAAAACACAGUUAUUUAAACGAUCAUUUUCUUACAAUUUUGCUUAUCAAAUAAAUUCUUUAAAUUUGGAUCCGGACCAAUUAUUAAUUUCUUGUAAUACUUUUCGUAGGAGGAUGAUUGUAAAUCUAAUGAAUCAGCAGGGUAUAUAAUUUAAGUUCUUUUUUUUUUAACUUUUUGAAUGGUUGUUUUCUUAAGUAAUUUAUUGCAAUUUUUGGUAUUGGGAUCAUUUUAUUUAUUUAUUUAUUGUCUGCAAUAAUUUUUCUAUUUUUUGUUAUUUAACAAAAAAUUUAAUCUGUUUUUUGGGUAUUUGCAGUGUGUAUUGUUUUGUUUUGUUUUGCUUGAUGUUAAACUGUCAAAUUUAGAAUUUAGAACUCUUAUGUAGUAUUAUGUAGGUUUAUUAGGUAUAGGAUUAAAGAAAAAGCUGUAUUUAAUCAGUUAUUAGUUAAGCGUUACUGUUAAUGAGCGUUACUGAAAUUACCAUUUUUUUUUUAAUGAAGUGUGGGGCCACAAUGUUAAAGACCAGAAUCUGCCAUGGCAGAAUUCUGAAUUUGUAGGCCUUUUAUUUGCGUAAAUUUAUUGCUAGAUUUUGUAAACUUGUAUUUUUUUUUGUUUCUUCUAUGCAAAUAAAAAAUAUUUAUUAUUA
This is a messenger RNA of Anthonomus grandis grandis, 9653 nucleotides long. RefSeq names its product neurotactin. The record is from RefSeq and is a predicted model, not a curated record. Lineage: Eukaryota; Metazoa; Arthropoda; Insecta; Coleoptera; Curculionidae. The transcript has 11 exons. Bases 294 to 2525 code for a protein of 743 amino acids.